AUGAGUGAUCUUUUACCUCCAGAUUCGUGGAUUGUUUAUUUCGAUGAAACAAUGUUCCCAUCAAUUAGGAUGUCUAAGGCUUCCAUGACUGAGAAGCAGAAAUUAGUUGAGAAUUUCUCUUAUAAUGAGAAAAAUCUAUCCUAUUUAGAUCCAAAAACUCUGGAAUGUGAAAGUGAGGUGCAACAAAUACCUAUUCGUCGCCUAAGAACUGCUGCUACCAGAGAUUUGGGAAUCAAAGUCAACAUUCUUGAGUUUGAAGGAAGACUUCAUCCUGAUGACUUCCUUGACUGGCUCUACACAGUGGAAAUAGUUUUCGAGCUCAAAGAUAUUCCCGAUGAAAAACGUGUGAAGCUUAUGGCAAUUAAAUUAAAGAAGCACACUUCUAUUUGGUGGGAAAAUCUCAAAAGGCAACAAGAAAGAGAAGGACGCAACAAGAUCAUAACAUGGGAUAAGAUGCGUCGAGAACUCAAGCAUAAGUUCCGUCCUGAGCAUUAUCGACAAGAAAUUUUUAUCAAAUUUCAUAACUUGAGGCAAAAAACAAUGUCGGUAGAAGAAUAUACAAUGGAGUUCGAACAACUUCACAUGAAGUGCGAUGUCCAUGAACUUGAAGAACAAACUGUAGCUCGUUAUCUUGGGGGUCUCAAUGUUGAAAUUGCAGAUGUUGUUCAACUACAACCAUAUGGGAACCUAAAUGAUGUCAUCAAAUUAGCAUUAAAGGUUGAGAAACAACAAUUAAGAAAAAGCUCAGUGAGUUUAUCUAGACAAAAAGAUUCCACCUCAAACCGUGGGAGACAAAGUUCAGCAACCAUUCCACCUCCAAAGGUAAACUCUUUCAAAAUUCUAAACAAUAAAGAGACUACUUCUACUCGUGUUUCUAAUGUCAACAAAAAGUGCUUCAAAUGCCAAGGAUUUGGGCAUAUUGCUUCUGAUUGUCCAAAUCGAAAAAUUAUCUCUUUAGUUGAAGAAGAAGUCAUGGAAGAACCUAGACUAGAAAAAGUAGACGAUGAGCUAGAAAUAUUCAACAACAAAGAGAUAGAAGAAGUUUCUGCUGACCAUGGAGAAGCUCUUGUUGUUCGUCGUAACCUUAACACUACUAUGAUGACAGAAGAUGAAAGUUGGCUACGUCACAACAUAUUCUAUACAAGGUGCACAUCUCAAGGGAAGGUUUGUAAUGUCAUUAUUGAUAGUGGAAGCUGUGAGAAUGUUGUUGCCAACUACAUGGUGGAAAAGUUGAAACUUCCAAUUGAAGUACAUCCUCAUCGUUACAAGUUACAAUGGAUGAGAAAAGGAAACGUCGUUAAGGUAACAAAGCGCUAUUGUAUUCAAUUCUCUAUUGGAAAUAAGUAUGAAGAUGAAGUCUGGUGUGAUGUUAUUCCAAUGGACGCUUGCCACUUGUUGUUAGGACGCCCAUGGCAAUAUGAUCGUCGAGCUCACCAUGAUGGAUACAAGAAUACUUAUUCCUUCAUUAAGGAUGGAGAGAAUGAAGUAUCUUCACCUUCAUCCAAAGAUGUCAAACCCAUAAUUGAAGAGUUUUGUGAUGUUGUACCUGAAGAGAUACCUCAUGGACUGCCACCAAUGCGAGAUAUUCAGCAUGCCAUCGAUUUCAUCCUUGGUAUUGUAAUUCCAAACAAGCCUGCUUAUCUCAUGAGUCCGCAAGAGUAUAAGGAGUUACAACAUCAAGUCAAACAACUUUUGGAGAAAGGCUUAGUAAGAGAAAGCGUUAGCCCUUGUGUUGUUCCUGCUUUAUUAGUUCCAAAAAAAGAUGAAACAUGGCGUAUGUGCAUUGACAGUCGUGCCGUGAACAAAAUCACCAUCAAGUAUCGUUUUCCCAUUCCUAGACUUGAUGAUUUGUUGGAUCAAUUGCAUAGUGCUAUUAUCUUUUCCAAGAUCGAUCUGCAUAGUGGUUAUCACCAAAUUCGAAUGCAACUUAGAGAUGAAUGGAAAACUGCAUUUAAAACUUGUGAUGGGCUAUAUGAGUGGACAGUUAUGCCUUUUGGCGUUUCUAAUGCACCUAGCACCUUUAUGCGCCUAAUGAACCAAAUAUUUGAAGUACUUCGAGAGCAAAAGCUUUUUGUUAACUUAAAGAAGUGUGAAUUUAUGACCAACAAAGUUAUUUUCCUGGGAUAUGUUGUUUCAAACCAAGGGAUUGAAGUGGACCAAAGCAAAGUUGAUGUUAUUGUCAAUUGUCCAGUUCUGAAGUCACUUCAUGAUGUUCGAAGCUUUCAUGGAUUGACCUCUUUUUAUCGACGUUUCAUCAAAAACUUCAGUUCUGUUGCUGCUCCGCUUACUGAAUGCCUCAAACAAGAUAGUUUCAUAUGGAGUACCAAGGCACAACAUAGCUUCGAGGAAUUGAAAGAAAGGAUUACUAAAGCUCCCGUGCUUGCACUUCUGAACUUUGAUUUGGUGUUUGAAGUUGAUUGUGAUGUCUCUAAUGUUGGUAUUGGUGCUGUUCUUUCUCAAGAAGGAAAAUCAAUUGCUUUUUUAGUGAGAAACUCAAUGAUGCAAAAUUGA
Molecule: messenger RNA, 2511 nt
Organism: Theobroma cacao (cacao)
Lineage: Eukaryota; Viridiplantae; Streptophyta; Magnoliopsida; Malvales; Malvaceae
Source: RefSeq, a predicted model, not a curated record